AUGCAUUUUGGAGUUUCAACUCACUCAGCCCCACGGUGUCUUCCUCCUCUUGAGGAAACAAAGGGAAAGAAAAGAGUGAUGAACGACCUCUCCAAUGCAGCUGUAAGAGAGCAGCAAAGUAGCUACAGUUGCAAACCCAUACCAAGCUUAGCUCUUUACAUUCUCGUACCUCUUUUCUUCAUUGGUCUGUCUGUCUCCACCUUCAUUCUUGUCGUGGUCCACAACGCUGCUUUUCUUCUCUCUUUCCUCUUUCUCUCUGCUUUGGUUGCUUCUUUCUUGGCUUGGAAUGCUGUUAACUGGAGGCAUCAUAACAAAGCUGCUUUUGGUUUUUUCCUGAACUCUUUCCCUGAUUCUGAUCUUCGACUUGCACGUCAAGGACAGCUUGUUAAGAUCACUGGGGUAGCAUCAUGUGGAAGUCAGUCUCUGGAAACUUCAUAUGAAAGAGUUGCCAGAUGUAUCUAUGCAUCCACUCUUUUGUAUGAAUAUGGACAGUUUGGUCUGAAGCCGGUUAACGUUAAUAGAUCUUGCUUUCAGUGGAACCUAGCAUACUGUGAGAGGUUUUCUACAGACUUCUAUAUAACUGAUCAGAAGUCUGGUGUCAGAGCUGUUGUAAAAGCUGGUUCUGGUUGUGAAGUUAUCCCCUUGAUCAUUGAGAGCAAACUUGUCAAUACUACAAGACAAUGCAGAACUCUAUCUCCUCACUUGAGCAAUUGGUUAAGAGAGAAAAACCUUUCUGCAGAAGCCCGUCUACUACGCCUGGAAGAAGGGUAUUUACAGGAAGGCAGCACUGUCACUGUAAUAGGAAUGUUGCACAAAAGUAAUGAUACUCUAAUGAUUGUUCAGCCACCAGAGAUCAUCUCUACAGGAUGCUUAUGGCGAAGGUUGCUUCUUCCAGUUGAUGUUGAUGGGCUGAUCCUGGGGAUACCAGAUACUAAACCUACACUUGACCUGACUUGCAUUCAACACCGAGAACAUUAGCAUCUGACAUAUUUGUAAGAAUAUAUUUACGUUAAGCCUAGGAGAUCUUGGAUGAUGAAGCUAAUUUCUUGUGAAAAUGUUUCUUUCAAUUGUAACAUAAACUGUCUGGUAAAAAGGUCCUAAUUCCAUCCUAUUUUAUAUAA
Molecule: messenger RNA, 1121 nt
Organism: Theobroma umbraticum
Lineage: Eukaryota; Viridiplantae; Streptophyta; Magnoliopsida; Malvales; Malvaceae
Product: protein SHOU4-like
Source: RefSeq, a predicted model, not a curated record